CAUGAUAUCAUCACAGAGCAAUGUUUUCCAUGUUCUCUUUUAUUCUUUUUAUUUCUCUGCGAGUUAGCCUUCUUUUUUUUUUACCACUCAGCCCCACUAGAUGCCACUAUGGUGCUUUGGACAGCUGGGGACAAAGACUAAUAAGAGGUAGCAGUUUCUGUCAGGAAAUGAACAGUAACAGGUCGGAUCUUACAGUUUUUUGAACACUGUACUGACCUGAAUAGCUUUAAUAGAUUAAAUGAAUCUGUUUCAUCCACAUGUCCAAUGAUUCGCCAGCUUAUUUUAAUCACAGUGCCCCUAUUUCCUUUCUCUUUUGCAUAUCAGUAUGCUCCUGCUUUAAAUUCCCAUGAGGCUGUGAGGGUUUAUUUUAAGACCUCAUCCCAGAAUAUUAAUAGAAGACUUCUUCAUCGUCUAUUUUUACUCCUGACUUUUGGCCACUUCACAAUUGUCUCAGCAGCGUAGAGAUGAUAAUAAUAAAUUAUUCAGAUUUUCUCUGAUAUUAUGAGUUAUUGCUCCUGUGUUAUAAUAAAUAAAACAAAAUAAAAUAAAUCCCUUUAUCAUCCUUUUUACGUAUAUUUUUCAUGAAAUCUGACAUAUAUCUUUGACAAAUAAUGUGGGCUUCUAAACACAUUAAUUAUAAUCCUCGUUAAGCUUUCAUAACAUGAAGCAGUUCAAUCAGAAAAUUACCUGUUCUGUAACCUUUUUUCUUCUUUGACACUGUUACAUAUUCAUUACAUGCAGUCUGCAGACUGAAAAUCCAAGAAUGUGCUGUGCAUUAGUAUUCUCAGUGACAGCCUUGUCCAAAGACAGAGGGUCAAAAAGCUUUUUAAUCUGUUUUCAAUCAUUUCUGAUUUUGUGGAUGACCAGAGUUAACAUUAUUUAGUUUUUUCUGCUAUGGGGAGCGCAACAAUUUAACAGUAUCAGCAUCUACCCACACAUGUAUAAUGCCAGAAGCUGUAAAAGCGUUCCCAAAUGUGCAUCAUGGGAAUAGCAAGACUCUUAAUCUUAGGAUGUCUGUGUCUGUUUGUCCCUCUGGGGAGAAGAAUUAUUCUAAUUCUACACACUUUAGAAAACUGGAGAAUUUAAUGUAAAUUAUACAAGGAGAAGAGUUAACUAAACUGCAUCUAGUGUCCACAAAGGCUGUACUUAAUACUGCAAUUAGUGCUAUUUUAAUUGCAUGUUCAAUCAUUCCAGUGGAUGGUGUGUUGAAUUGCAUGGUACCUACGCUGUUCUUUCAGUAAUUACAGGGUUAUAGCCACAGAAGCUGACAUGAUAUUCAGGGCUUGGAUGGUAAGAUGAAAUUGAUUUUUACGUGGUGACUGUAGGAGGUGGGUUUGGAUAUAAUGGUGUGAGACGGAGGGAGGAGUAUAUUGGGAAAGGAGAGAGAGGGAGAGAGAGCGAGCGAGUGAGACAGAUGUGGGCGACUGGAGCAACUCUGAAAGAGGAUUAAGCAGUCACUUGUAUUUCCUGGGAUACUGCACCUGGGCACUGCCUUUCACAAAUGAUGGAUUCCCAUUUUGCCCCUGAAGAUUAACUGAAUAUUGGUAGGUGGACUUGAGCAAGAUGGAGAACAACACAACCACCUUUCAGGAUGUCAGUCGGGUUGUAAAUCUGACAGAAAUGCCUCUGAACCCUCUUGAAGAACAAGUCAUAACGAUAUUUUUGACCAUGCUCAUUUGUGGAGUUGGGAUUGCUGGGAAUAUCAUGGUGGUGCUGGUUGUUCUGCGCACUAAACACAUGGUGACCCCGACUAACUGUUACCUUGUCAGCUUGGCUGUCGCAGACCUCAUUGUGCUCCUGGCUGCAGGCCUGCCUAAUAUCUCUGAUGUUGUAGCCUUCUGGAUAUAUGGCUACACAGGAUGCUUGUGUAUAACUUAUCUUCAGUACCUGGGCAUCAACGUGUCAUCCUGCUCCAUCACAGCGUUCACUAUUGAACGAUACAUUGCUAUUUGUCACUCCAUAAAGGCACAGUUCCUAUGUACUGUUUCCCGAGCCAAGAGAAUCAUAGCUGGAGUGUGGAUUUUUACCUCGCUCUACUGCACGAUGUGGUUCUUUUUAGUGGACACAGAUGAAACCGUCUAUACCAACGGGGUGGUCGUCACCUGUGGCUACCGUGUCUCCAGAAGCCUCUACAUGCCAAUUUAUUUCCUGGACUUCACUCUGUUUUACGUGAUCCCUCUCAUUGUGGCCACUGUGCUGUAUGGGCUCAUUGCCAGGAUUUUGUUCAUGAGCCCUCUGCCUUCGCAUCUCAACGACCGAGCCGGAGGCGGGUCAGUUCACCAGGGGCACUCCAGUACCACCAACAAGGCCAACAAGGGUGCAGUCUCUGCAAGAAAACAGAUAACAAAGAUGCUGGCUGUUGUGGUCAUCCUGUUCGCCCUGCUCUGGAUGCCUUACCGAACGCUAGUAGUGGUCAACUCCUUCAUUGACCCGCCGUACCACAACACCUGGUUCCUGCUCUUCUGCCGGAUGUGCAUCUACACCAACAGUGCCAUCAACCCCAUCAUUUAUAACCUCAUGUCUCAGAAGUUUCGUGUUGCGUUCAAAAAGCUCUGCAAGUGCCCCUGGGGCCACAGGGAGGCCGAGUACAAUGUGCCGAUGUAUUACAGUGUGAUGAAGAAUUCAACCCAUGAGUGCAAUGAACCGGUCACAGAGCAAGAAGAAGUCAGUUAUCACAUCACCCACAGGUCCAACAUGACAGAUGAUGAAGCUCUCAGCAUUUCUUCGUGAAUUUUCAUGGAGACAUGAAGCGUUUCAGUGAUUGUGCGUGUUUUAAGGGUCCAUUGUUACUGGCUGUGGGUGCAUGAUAAAUUAAUUAUGACAAUCUGUUAUUCUGAUGUUUAGGCUUUCAGUUAUUUGCACCUGUUAAAAAAUAACUACUGUGAAAUCAUUUUACGUGUGGUUUAAUAGUUGUGGUACUUUGUGAAACAGUAUUGUAACACCUAUGUUGUAAAUAUCAGUAGAGUCUGUUACCUAUGAUCUCAGUUACCUCGCCAAAGGAGGUUAUGUGAUUGAUUCAGUUUGUUUGAUUGCAUGAUUACUCAAAAUGUUAUAAAUGGAUUUGCAUUUUACCAGAGGUGGGGCAAGGCCCAAAUUAGAAGUUAUUAACUUUUGGAAAUGCUCAAGAUCCAGGACUUUUUGGAAGGAUUCUUUAUCACAGCACUUUGGAUCAUAUCUUCAUAAAUACAUAUCGAAUUGAGUUAAGAAAAAAAAUGGGCGACACUGUCUUGAUGUUAUAUCUUCCAUUGCAUCCUAAUUUCAACAUGACUAGGGGUCCAUAAAGCGAGAAUAUUUGAAUUCCUGCACGAGUGUUGACAACUUUCAGUGUUUCAAGUAUUACAUAGUAGCAAAAUCUUUUUUCUUUAUAUCCCAUUAACCCUCAUUGUCUCUUCCCUGAAUUUAGACUAACGUAUAAUGCUAAAAACUAAGCAAAUCUUAUCCCCUCAUCCAUCCACCAAAAUUAUUCCAGACUACAAAGGAUUUUUUAUGCAGGACAUGUUUGUAUCAUUACUUUUUCAGUCCUGCAGGAAAGAGGUAAUGAUCAUGGAAAGCCUGAUGGCAAACACAUCAGUUUUGAUUCGAAACAUUAAAAUAUAGCCAACGGAGAUCUAACAACAAGCAACAAUAUUAAAUAAAUAUUGUGAUGCUAAUUGGCAUCAACAAGUUUGCACUCUCCCUUAUCUUCUUAUUGUUGUGGUGUGCUGCCAGCUGUAUCACUGCGUGUCUUUGCACCUAAAUAUAUGCAGGUCCAUUUGUCACUUAGUAUGUAAAGAACCAGUGUGAGGCCCAUGUAUUAAACAUUUACAAAUGUUUUGCAUAUAUUGCAUUUAUCUAUUCUGUAUUUGACUAUGGCAUUUUGUAAACAAGCUUGUGUUUCCCUGUGCACUGGGAUUAACAAAUCCCCUUUACACAUCUAAAUGUAUUCAUUAUCUUUAUGACAGUUCUGUGUGUUGAAUUAAAAUA
Molecule: messenger RNA, 3963 nt
Organism: Oreochromis niloticus (Nile tilapia)
Lineage: Eukaryota; Metazoa; Chordata; Actinopteri; Cichliformes; Cichlidae
Product: thyrotropin-releasing hormone receptor
Exons: 3
Coding region: 1564-2730 (388 amino acids)
Biological process (GO): phospholipase C-activating G protein-coupled receptor signaling pathway
Cellular component (GO): membrane
Molecular function (GO): thyrotropin-releasing hormone receptor activity
Source: RefSeq, a predicted model, not a curated record